Molecule: messenger RNA, 462 nt
Organism: Macadamia integrifolia
Lineage: Eukaryota; Viridiplantae; Streptophyta; Magnoliopsida; Proteales; Proteaceae
Product: F-box protein At2g26160-like
Exons: 1
Coding region: 1-462 (153 amino acids)
Source: RefSeq, a predicted model, not a curated record
AUGUUUUCUACAGACACAGAUGUCAUCUUCUAUAAGCAGAAAAUCGUUGCUCUGAAAACAGAUGGAGAAGUUGUUAUAAUAGAUGCUACUCCUGAGUUUAAGGUUGAGCAGAUACUAGAACCACCAGAUUUAUUCCGUCCUACUCAAAAGUUGUAUCUGGUAGAAUCUAACGAUGACUUGUUGAUUCUUAGUCGGGAAUUAUACCUUAAAGAAUAUGUUUUUAGAACAAGUGGGUUUCUUGUUUAUAAGCUAGAUUUGACGAGGAACAGUUCAGGUUCUAUAAAUGCUGAGUGGUAUGAGGUGAAAAGCUUAGGUGACUGGAUUCUUUUUCCGGGUUUGUGUCCAUCUUCAUCUUUCACGAUCCAUGAUUUUCCUAGAUGUAAAGGGAACUGCAUAUAUUUUACUGAUGAUAAUUUGAAUGGUCACUUGGAUGUUGCUAGAAAGGGAUUUGGUGUUUCUUAG